AUGCGCCCCGGUCCCACAGCAGGCGGCCCCUGCUACGACCUGCACACCUUCAAUGCCUGGUACGGCAGCCUGUGCUUCAAGGGGCGGCACGGGCACUGGGACCCCCAGGUCUUGGGCUUCCCCCGCAGGUACCACCGCCCGCCCAACGACAUCAGCUCCGGCUUCUACCCUGUGUUCGGCCCCUACAGCUCCCGCGACCCCACGAUGCUAGACAAGCACAUGGGCCAGCUCCGCGCUGCCGCCAUAGGAGCGCUGGUCCUGUUCUGGUACCCACCCAGCCUAGCGGACGACAACAGGGAGCUGUCGGACGGCCUCGCGCACUCCAUACUGGAUGCUGCGCACAGAUACGCCAUAAAGGCUGCCUUCCAUAUCCAGCCAUACAAAGGGCGCGGUGACCACGCUGUGCAUCAGAAUAUCAAAUACAUCACGGACAAAUACAGAUCACAUGCAGCUUUUCAUAAGUACAAGACCAGCACCAGCAAGAGCGUCCCGCUGUUUUCUAUCUACCAUUCCUACUUGACGCUGGCUGAAUCCUGGGCCAACCUUCUCACGCCGUCAGGCUCCCCCUCUCGCUCUGUCCCCAACACCGCUUACAACGCUGUGUUGGUGGAGGAGGGACAGAAGCACGAUACCCUCUCCGCAGGGUACGAUGGCAUGUACACAUACUUUGCAUCCAACGGCUUCUCUUUUGGCUCAUCCCACCAGAACUGGAAAGCAAUCAAAGCCUUCUGCAACUCCAACAACCCGAUGUUCAUGCCCAGCGUUGGCCCAGGCUACAUCGACACCAGCGUUCGCCCCUGGAAGAACCGCAACACUCGGAACAGAGUCAACGGGAAGUACAAUGAAACAGCUCUGCAGGCUGCUCUCGUGGCCAGGCCAGAGAUCGUCUCCAUCACAUCCUUCAACGAAUGGCACAAAGGCACCCAGAUCGAGAAGGCCGUACCCAAGAAGACGCCGACACGCCUUUAUCUCAACUGCCUUCCUCAUCGGCCGAGCACGAACCUGGAGCCGACUCGCAGGUGGGCAGAGCAUUUCAGCAAAGAGAAAGAGCAGUGGUUGAUGUGA
This is a messenger RNA of Nipponia nippon (crested ibis), 1065 nucleotides long. NCBI's taxonomy places the organism in Eukaryota, Metazoa, Chordata, Aves, Pelecaniformes, Threskiornithidae. The record is from RefSeq and is a predicted model, not a curated record.